Molecule: messenger RNA, 1167 nt
Organism: Acaulospora colombiana
Lineage: Eukaryota; Fungi; Glomeromycota; Glomeromycetes; Diversisporales; Acaulosporaceae
Source: the annotation of a GenBank genome assembly
AUGGGCAUGUACGAUAAGAUGUCUACUUUAAAAACCAAAAAAUCCACGCAGCCGAGCCGCAAGGGGAAAAAGGCCUGGCGAAAGAAUGUUGACAUUACGGAGAUUGAGGAGACGUUGGAAGAGAUAAGGAACGAGGAGAGAGUGCUCGGCGGUAAAAUUCAAGAAUUGCCCACCGAAAAACUUUUUUUCAUAGACACGCAGGGUGAUGUUGAAGUUCAGAAGAAGAUAAAAAAAAGACUUGCCAAAUUACGCAUUGAUCAAAUUUUGGAAUCUCGAAGCAAAAUCCCGCCAGUCUAUUCGAAACCUUUGAAGCAAAAACAUGGGAAAAAAACUUCAAAGUUUACCGAAAUGAGUGUGGAAAAAUCGAUGCAGAGCAAAUACGAUAAACCCGACAAAGAGGUUGUCUUGAAAUCAGGGGAAUAUGAUAUAUGGUUACAAGAUUCUGAUGAAGUCUCUCAUCCGCAAAAGAAGCGAAAGAUCAAGCCUCCUCCGACGCUAAAUGCGAAACCCGCAGGGAAUACACCAGCUGUUCGAAUUCCGCAUCCUGGAUCAAGUUACAUGCCUGAAGCGCAAGCCCAUCAGGAACUCCUGAUGAUCGCCCAUAAAGAAGAAGAAACAAAAUUACUGCAAUGGCAGCGAAUUAAAUCUCAAAUUCCUCCGUACACAGUAGAGAUUUCCACUUCUGGAGAUGCAGUAUGUAGCGAUAAGGGUGAAGAUUCUGAUUUAGAAGAAAAUGAUGGGAAUGAAAAUGGAGAAAAUGUACAGAAUAAAGUUAAAGAUCAACGUCAGAAAACUAAAGCUGAACGAAGGAAACAAAAGAAAAUAAUUGAAAGAUUGAGGGAAGAAGAAAGACGAAAGGCACAAAAAGAUCAGAAAAAGAAAUUGGAAAGGCUUCCGGAGAUUAUCGAUAAAGUAGAACAGGAAUUCGAUGAACACGAAAAAAAGUUAAUCGAACGGAAAAGAUUAGCUGCGGAAACAAAGAAUUUGCCAAAAAGCAAAAUUGGAAAAUAUCGAGUACGAAAGACGCCAACCGAUGUGCUGCUUUCAGACGAGUUGAAACCUACCUUUAGGCAGUUUAAGCCCGAAGGAAAUUUAUUUAGAGAACGAAUGGUCAGCUAUGAAGAGCGCAACAUCGUUGAGCCAAGGGUACGCGUUAGGUAUGAUUGA